CUUACAUUUGGCUGGUUUAUGAGUUACAAGGUGGGUUGCAUGCCACACACAGCCUCCGGGAAUCGGUGUCAUUGAUGUCACAGACUUCACAUCAUUAACACCGCUAACAUUGUUUCUAAAUGCGCUUCCGCGACGCCUMGCUAUAUCAGGGUCUUUUGCGAGUCAAAUCUAGAUUUCGAAAGAUAUUCUAACUAAAAUUACUCUUCUUUGUUAACCUCAUUAGCAACGGAUUCACAGGGAUACUCACGCUAAUAUCAAUAACAUUCAGAGCGGCAUUGCCGAUUCAUCUCGCGUAAAGUGGUUACGUAGCUCUUCGAAACGAAACGAAUCGAAAGGGAGGAGCCAACACAGACAGCGGCACUGACGACGAGGAAAUCUUGCCAUUAUUUCCCUCAAAUAACGACGAAGAGAAAGUAGUUUCUGAGAAAAUAACCGACGGUCCAAUUAUGAGCAGCCAACGGGGACAACGCCAGAGAAAACAAAAGGGUGGGAUUCCCCCAGAGUUGAUGAACGUCGAGUUCAAUCCCAACGAAUCGGYCGAUGAUGUCGACGACGACAUGAACGGAACAAACGGCAACCACAYCAACCCGAAUGGUAACGACUUUCACUACAACUAUGGCCAGCAACAGCGGACAUAUGCCUAUAAGGACCGCCCGGGAUCCCUAAGGGGGGACGGUUACGGAGGAGGAGGUAAAGCUCGUUACAACCCCGUGACAAAUCCCUCUACGAUGGCGGUGCAAUCCCAUAACUACGAACCGGACGAGUCGGAAGUCUGGCGUGCUUAUGUGGCCCAGGUUCACUUUUCAAACCGUGGGCAGUGGUGGACGACUGGCAAAAAGCGCUCCCUCAAACGAUGGAUCUUGACCUUUGCGGUCGGUGUCAUCCAAGCCCUAGUGGCUACCGCCUGUAACUUUUCGUCCCGAUCGAUGGCCACGAAAAAAUACGAUUACGUCUACGAGUUGCUCAACCCGUCCAUGGAAGCAUACGAGGAAGACAUGGAGGCAAACGACGACGACCUGGCGGCCGACGCCACYGGGUCCAAUGGGAGCACGAAURCCGUGCCAGAGAGCACGGGGGGCGAUAUCUGGAAGGCCUUCUGGUCAUUUGUGUUGAUUCAGACGGCAAUGUGUUUCGCGGCUUCGAUUUUUGUCUACAUCGGUAAGUACUUUCAAGGGCCAAAAAGGAUCAAAUGGUKASGUGUUUUGUAAAAUGAUUAUUUGGAAAGAGCCUUUGGCCUUGACUUGAUUAAUCGUUGAAAUGGUCUAMGAAUUUCCUAACAAGUAAAUCGCGUGGUUUGUAUGCUUCCAAUUCAAUUCAGAACCUGUUUCGGGUGGGUCUGGUAUUCCUGAAAUCAAGUGUUACCUGAACGGUAUUGACUUGCCACGUGUCGUGCGUGUAAAGACAUUGUUUUGCAAGGUCAUCGGAGUAGCUUUUUCUGUCGCGGGAGGCCUACCCGUUGGAAAAGAAGGACCGAUGGUUCACAGUGGUUCUGUGGUAGCGGCGGGGAUUUCCCAGGGCAAGACUCGUUUCUGGGGGGUCGACACAUCAUUUAGCAAGUU
This is a messenger RNA of Pseudo-nitzschia multistriata, 1559 nucleotides long. Lineage: Eukaryota; Bacillariophyta; Bacillariophyceae; Bacillariales; Bacillariaceae. The record is from the annotation of a GenBank genome assembly.